AUGAUGAAGAAAAUUGCAAUAAUUGGCGCCGGAGUGAGUGGUCUUCUUGCAUGCAAACACACUCUGGAGAAGGGUUUUAAUCCCAUAGUGUUUGAGGCAAGGAGUGGCGUAGGUGGAAUUUGGUCUCAAACGUUAGAGUCCACAAAGCUCCAAUCACCCAAAAGUUUUUACCAGUUCUCCGAUUUGGCAUGGCCGCCUUCUGUCACCGACACUUUCCCGGAUCACAACCAAGUCAUGGACUACCUCCAAGCUUAUGCUACUCACUUCAACCUCAUUUCCAGGAUCAAAUUUGACACUAAAGUCAUUUCUAUCGACCACCUUAUCACAACUUCUGAUCAUCAUGAAAAUGUCCUCUCUUCCAAUUUAUGGGGCGGCUCCGGUAGACCCUUCUCGCCCUCUGGAAAAUGGAAUGUCAUUGUACAGGAUGCUCAAAAUCCAUCAUCCACCGAGGUUUACCGGGUGGAUUUUGUGAUACUGUGCAUUGGGAGGUACAGUGACCUCCCAAACAUGCCAGAAUUUCCAAUAAACAAAGGCCCUGAAGUGUUUGACGGAAAGGUCUUACAUUCCAUGGAUUAUGCUGCUAUGGAUAAUGAUGUGGCAGCUGAAUUCAUCAAAGAAAAGCGGGUUACUGUCAUUGGGUUCCAGAAAUCAGCACUGGAUGUAGCAGCAGAGGUUUCAGCUAGAAAUGGAACCAGACACCCAUGUACGCUGUUAUUCAAGACAACUCAUUGGACGGUUCCUGAUCACUUUGUUCCAUUGACAUUUCGAAGUUUAAAUCGCUCCACAGAGUUUAUGUAUCACAAGCCAGGUGAAGGAGUCUUCCUCUGGCUUUUAGUCACUUUUCUCUCACCCAUGCUUUGGAUAUUUUCGAAAGUGUUGGAGUUCUAUCUGAAAUGGACAUAUCCAUUGAAGAAAUACAAUAUGAUUCCUAGUCAUAGCUUCCUUCAACAGAUUUCUUCAUGUAUGUUCACAAGUCUGCCAUCUAACUUCUACGACAGAGUCGAAGAAGGAAGCCUCAUCUUAAGGAAAUUUAAAAGAUUAAAUUUUUGCAAAAAUGGUUUGCUCAUAGAUGGCGAGAUGACUCCUCUAGCAACUGAUAUUGUUAUCUUCGCAACUGGUUAUAGAAGUGAUGAAAAGCUCAAAAACAUUUUUAAAUCAACUUACUUCCAGAAACACAUAACUGAGCCAGCUCCAUUCUACAGAGAGUGCAUUCAUCCCCGAAUUCCCCAGUUGGCAAUACUUGGAUAUUCAGAAAGUCCAGCCGUUUUAUACACCACGGAAAUGAGAAGCAAGUGGCUAGCACAUUUUCUUGCUGGAAAAUUUGUGUUACCAUCCAUAAUUAAGAUGGAACAUGAUGUUCUGCAGUGGGAAAAAUGCAUGCGGCUUUAUGCUGGUGAAGGCUACAAAAGACACUGUGUGAGCGCAUCUCUGCAAAUACAUUGCAAUGAUCAGCUGUGCAAGGACAUGGGACAAAAUCCAAAGAGGAAAAACUCAUUUCUUGCUGAGCUGUUUGCUCCUUAUGGUCCAUCAGAUUAUAAAAAUUUAUCCCAAGAUUGUACCUAG
This is a messenger RNA of Pistacia vera, 1563 nucleotides long. Its product is annotated as probable flavin-containing monooxygenase 1. The coding region runs from base 1 to 1563 and encodes 520 amino acids. The transcript has 5 exons. The record is from RefSeq and is a predicted model, not a curated record. NCBI's taxonomy places the organism in Eukaryota, Viridiplantae, Streptophyta, Magnoliopsida, Sapindales, Anacardiaceae. Gene Ontology annotation, molecular function: NADP binding; flavin adenine dinucleotide binding; N,N-dimethylaniline monooxygenase activity.